Molecule: messenger RNA, 1173 nt
Organism: Entamoeba invadens IP1
Lineage: Eukaryota; Evosea; Mastigamoebida; Endamoebidae
Product: methionine gamma-lyase, putative
Exons: 1
Coding region: 1-1173 (390 amino acids)
Biological process (GO): transsulfuration
Cellular component (GO): cytoplasm
Molecular function (GO): pyridoxal phosphate binding; carbon-sulfur lyase activity
Source: RefSeq, a predicted model, not a curated record
AUGUCAGACUCGAACAAUUUACAAACGCAGCUUCUUCACUCUGAGAAAACACAUUUAAAUCACUCUCAUAUUCUCCCCAUUUUUCAAACCUCUACAUUUUGUUUCGAUUCAACAAAGCAUGGUGCUGAUAUUUGUUUAGGAAAAGCUGAUGGUCAUGUGUACUCCAGAAUCAGUAAUCCAAGUGUUGAACAAUUUGAAGAGAUGGUCAAAAACGCUGAACAUGCAGAAGGAUCAGCUGCUUUUUCUUGUGGAAUGGGAGCGAUCAACUCUUCUGUUUUGGCGUUUCUCCAAAAAGGAGAACAUUUGAUUGCUGGAGAUACCCUUUAUGGAUGCACUGUAUCAUUAUUUACACAUUGGCUCCCACGUUUUGGUGUUGAAGUUGAUUUAGUCGACACUUCCGAUAUGGAGAAUGUUAAGAAUGCGUGGAAAUCAAACACAAAGAUGGUCUAUCUUGAAACUCCAGCCAACCCAACUAAUAAAAUAUCCGAUAUAGAGUCUAUAGCCAAUAUUUGCCAUGAACGUGGUGCAAGAUUAGUUGUCGACGGCACUUUUACAUCACCUGUUUUUAUGAAGCCACUAGACUUGGGUGCCGACAUAUCACUCCAUUCAUGCACCAAAUACAUUAAUGGGCAUGGCGAUGUUGUUGCUGGUGUUACUUCAACAAAAACAAAAGCAGACAUUGAGAUCAUCAAAACAUACAGAAAAGAUGCUGGAAGUUUAAUGUCGCCCAUGGACGCUUUCUUAUGUGUUCGAGGGAUGAAGACUUUACCUUUAAGAAUGCAAGUACACCACGAAAAUGGGUUGAAAGUUGCUCGUUAUUUAGAAAAACACCCAAAAAUCAUAAGAGUGAACCACCCGGGACUAGAAACAUUCCCAAAUCAUGAAUUGGCAAUGAAACAGAUGUCGGGGUUUGGAAGCACUUUUUCUUUCGAAUUAAAAACAUUUGAGUCGGCAAAGAAAUUGAUGGAACAUGUUAAAUUGUGUACGUUGGCGGUAUCACUUGGAUGUGUUGAUACUCUUAUUGAACACCCAGCUUCAAUGACUCAUGCGGCAGUCCCAGAAAAUAUAAUGAGACUACAAGGGAUCACACCAGAAAUGGUAAGAAUUUCAAUUGGUCUUGAGAAUGCAGAUGAUAUCAUUGCCGACCUCGAUCAAGCAUUAGCAAUGUGUUAA